CCUGUACAGUGAACCAACAGUUCGUUCACACCCUCAUGCAAUGUGUGUGCCUCUAUGGAAAUCAACGUCAGUCAUACCAAUUUGGCAAAGAAGACCAAACGGCCAUUACUGUCAAUGAGAGCCGCAGUGUAGAUUGUGGACUAUUCGGUUUAAUAUUUAGCAGGAAACAGGCAUAGAAGCAAGUUCCACCAAGGAUUUUUCAACGUAAGAACUUCGUAUUCAGCUAGCCACAGCUGCUGAGAGCUAGAGGAGGUCCUGAGAUAGCUAACAAGCUAGACAGCUUCCUUGGGCCAACUGGUGUGUGUCUGCUUGUACCAAGCUGUGUAUGGCAAUGCGGUGGGUAAAAGUCCCACUGGUCCCCGGGCUGGUCGUGGCGGUGUUGUCGCUGCUGGCUGAACACUGUUGGGCGGAUGGUGGGGGCCCAAACCUUGCUGAACGAGUUAUUUGGGCAGUGAACGCUGGCGGGGAAGCUCACACAGACAUGCAUGGCAUUCAUUUUAAGAAGGAUCCUUUGGAAGGGAAGCUUGGGAAAGCAUCAGAUUAUGGAGUCCGUCUGCCCAUAUUGCGUUCUAGUCCUGAAGACCAGGUUCUCUACCAGACAGAACGCUACAAUGAGGAUACUUUUGGCUAUGAAGUGCCAAUUCGUGAGGAAGGAGACUAUAUACUAGUCAUGAAGUAUGCAGAAGUCUACUUUGCACAGUCUCAGCAGAAGGUUUUUGAUGUGCGUCUUAAUGACCAUGUGGUGGUGAAAGACCUGGAUAUCUUUGAGCGGGUCGGUCACAGUACAGCUCAUGACGAAAUAGUGCCCUUCUCCAUACGCCGCGGUAAGCUGAGUGUCCAGGGAGAGGUGUCCACCUUCAACGGCAAGCUCACUGUGGAGUUUGUCAAGGGUUAUUAUGACAACCCCAAGGUCUGUGCUCUGUACGUGAUGAAAGGGACAUUAGAUGAUGUACCAAAACUCCAGCCUCACCCUGGACUGAAGAAACAUGAAGAACUUGAGGAGGAGGAUGAAGAAGAGACUGAGGUAGGCGAGGAGGGUGGUAAGAAGAGUACCUCGACAGCUCCCAAGUACAAGGUCCAGUCAGGCCCCAGAACGCCAAACCCGUAUGCGGCCGACAAUAGCAGCCUCAUGUUCCCUAUCUUGGUGGCGUUCGGUGUGUUCAUCCCUACACUCUUCUGCCUCUGUCGGCUGUGAGAACAUAAGUUCGAGGGGGAAACGGGGACAUGAAGGACAAGAGACUGUGAAGAAAGGGGGGGGGUCAAAGUGACAUCAAAGACACAAGGCAAGCAUACAGAUGGGAGAGAGCACAAGAUCCAAGGGGAGAAUGUUGAUAAGAGGACAAAAAAGAGACUACAAAUUUGGAAUGCUGGGCAGGAGGCAGAAUAAAAUGCCUUCCUCACUGACUAAGGUCACACAGAGUAAAGGGAAUGGAGAGAGUUUGUGUGUGUGUUGUACAUCUGACACCUUUUCACCACGUGGCACAUUACCACAUCGCAAAGAAAUAAGACAGGAUUUCCCACUUACAAACAAGGUUUCUCUUGUCUGGCAGGACGUGCCUGGGAUUAUACUGAGGGGUUCUGAAGUGUUGGUGGCUGUCCCUCUUUAUAGAUACACAUAUUGUUAUUGCUUUGGAUGAGGUGUGGCUUGGAGUGAAGGGAAUGCAGAUAGGCUGCUAUGCUGAUCAACAAAAAAUCAGGCCCAGUAUUUAGUCAGAUGAAACAGGAGGUGAAAUCAUGAAAAUUGACAGAUUAUUACUAAAUAAAAAAUGAAAGAUAUUUUGUUUUAGAGAUUGCGUUGUUGGUGGAGGUUAGGGGGAGAUGGUUACCAAUUUGAUCAGUUAGGCUUUAGAAUGUUGUUUUUGCUUACUCUUUUUGACUUUUUAUUUCUGUGUUUGAUUAUCUCCCAACGUGCUGGUGUUUUAGAGCAAAAAUUUACUUUAGCUUUUGAUAUAAGAUGUGCCAUAGUCUGAUGAAGACAACAUGCCAGUAAUUUCAACAAGUUCAUACUGUUACAGCCUGUUCUUUGCAGCACAUUGACAUUUCAUGUGCUGUUUUAUAAGACUGCUGAUGAAGUGUUAUCACAUUCAAGGUGGGUUUCACAAUUCUGUUGCAUAAUAUGUUUAAAAAAUGCAUGUGUACCUCAAUGGGACUAUCCCAUGCUGUGCUGUUUCAUAUAGCUGAUGCAAGUUUCCUCAAAUGUGAUCACAAGUAAGAAGUCCACUUGUUGUGCUGGCACGCAUAAAUAUCUGUCCUAGCAGGUAACUUUUGAGGCAACUAGACUAUAACGUUAUCAGAAAUUGAAUCCUUUGAGGGUUUACCUGGUUUUUAAUCACAUUGAUAAAACCCUCUAACUUCUGUGUUUUCCACUUAACGGUACAUGGCUUGGUUUGCAGCUGAUGAAAGGCCACCUUUGAAAGGUUAUGUGAAAUAGUUCUGAGCGAUUUGAGUUACAUUGCCAACAGUGAGGGACCUGAUAAUUUAACAAAUACUCUAGUGGGACAGGUCCUGAAUCAGGAACAUGUCUAAAUUGACUCAAAGAUGCAUGUCCAUUGUCAUGGUCACUGCCUUUUCUGCUCAUUUUAUGAUUGUGCAUGCCUUUUUGUUUCACCAAAGAGUGUUUUGUGUUGUAAAAUUUUGUUUUAUAAAACUCUUAGUAAUCCUCCAUUCAUAACACUAUGUGAUUAAUAUGAUUUAGUUUUUUUACUCACAUUGUUGGUGCUGUAGUGAUGAUUAAGUACUAGGUCAAGAUAGAACGUAAACAUCACAAGUUAUCCCAAAACAAUUUUGUGUCAUUAGGAGUUAUAAUAACUGGAAGAGCCUAAGCAUUUUAUUUGAUUUAGUAUUUAUGUAAUGUACUCCCUUGAGAGACUGCUGGAUUCUUUAAAAUUAUUGGAACAUGAAUGUAGGACUUACAAUGUGAAGAACAAUUGUGUGUAUGCAUAAAUAAUUAGUUAUCCAUGGCUACCUAGAGGGUUAGAAAGUGAAAUGAGUUAGAAAGAACUAGUUAUGUUGAACAUUUGUUGCUAAGCAAGAUUUUCAGUGGUAUGCUAAAUUGAAACUGGCUGACCAGAAAGCUUGAGAGUGGCCUUAAGAAUUAUUUUAUUGCAAUUUUGAAAUUAUGAUCCCAGGGAAAAGUGUUUAUUUUUGAUUUUUUUUUAAGCCUGUACAUUUUUUAGAACUAAUUUGAGUCGCUAUUAGUCAAAUCAACAUGAUGUAAAAACAGUGUGCUUGCACCAGUCUUAAUCAUGAUCUAUAGCCUAUUCACUAUGCACCUGUGCGUAGAUAUGGGUGUGUGCAUGUUUCACUGUUGAAUAUUUCUCCUCUUCCCCGUCUCUCCAUUAAAUAGUUCAGUUUAGGCCAGUAUUUUUGUCUCAUCAAUCCCUAGCAUACCUUGUCUUAAAGUAGACCGCAGCAUUUUGUUAUUAGUCUCUAAGGUGUCCCAGUGACAUCCUAUAUUCUUCCAUACAGUUAGCCUAGAAGUCAGUAGCUGCAUGAUUGCAUUUUUUUGUGUGUCCAAUUGCCUCUGUAUCAAGAACGUAACUCUUUCCAAGAAUGACACGUCUUUUACCAAGCCUUGUCUUAUGUUCCCCCAAGCCUCUCCACACUUGUCAUUGAUUUCACACUUGCUGAAUACUUGACAAAUAGUUGAUCCAGGUGUUGUAAAUCCCCUCACUCCUGAGGUUUCCCUCCAUGUUCCAUGCUGCUGGAAAAUCAGCCAGGGGAGGUUACAAUACUUGAUAGUCAGCUGAUAGUAGUUUGGUUUAUUUGUGUUUUUUUUUACAUAAAAAUGAAACAAUCCAUAAAUAAUCAGAAGCACCUUUUGUUCCUUAGUUGAAAAACUGCAAAAAAAUGUAAAUCUUUUGUUUGUUGGCUAAUCGAAAUCUACACAGUUGCGUGUGUAUAUACUGUAUGGUACAAUAUCACACUUAUUGUAGUGUGACAGCGGUUUUUUUUCAUCAAAAUAUUGUUAUUAUUGAGGUGUUAGGUAUUUUUUUUAAUGGUUAAUUGUAAAGAAGACUGGCCUUUCUGCUGAGGAUGACAGUCAGGCAAACACUGACUGUCAGGAAGAGAAAUGUGAUUAGCAUAGUAUGGAAUUCUUUACAUUUUAUAUUGUAUAAUUUAAGUAAGAAAGUGGGGUUUAAUCUUGAGAUAUUUGCUAAAUGAUUAAUAAAGAUUUGUAGCUUUAACAUUUCUCAGGAUUGGUUUAAUUUUUUUUUUAAUUACCAUGAUUUAGCUAGUUUAUUGUCAAAGCAUUUGUCUGUUAUUUGUGUGUAAUUUUGUUUUGAUUGAGUCAUUGUGGCCUUGGUUUGAAUACAUUUGUUUUACCAUUAUCUGCUUUGAGGUUCCUUUUUUUGGUGUGCUUUUCAUUACUUAAUUGCAUGGUUUUUAUUUAUUUAUUUUUGCCCACGAAAGGCCUAGUGUGCAAAAAUGCUAACCCUACAUAAACUCACCUUGGAUAAGAACCAAAGGCUUGCUGUCAUAUAGAUAUGUAGGCCUAAGUCUUCAAUAAUUACAUUUAGCUGCAUCACUCUCCCAUUAUCCCCACUGAGGUACAGACAGACAACAAUCAUACACUCUUGCGCUCCACACACAGUCACAAUCACAGAGUAUGUAUGAAUGUGUGUGAGAGUGAUCAAUGCCAAUAAGGAAUCCUACUCUCCUUAUUGAUUUCUCCCAGCCCUGAGAGCUUCAGGUGGACUGAUGGGGUAACUUGAGAUGCCCCCCACCUUCCUCAGUUUUAGCUCUGCAAAUAACAUCUACAAAGUAGGAACUGCUGAUAAAUGCUGUCUCUUCUUAAUAAAUGUGCUAUUUUAUCUAA
Messenger RNA from Oncorhynchus tshawytscha (Chinook salmon), 4819 nucleotides. RefSeq names its product malectin. The coding region runs from base 326 to 1195 and encodes 289 amino acids. Gene Ontology annotation, cellular component: membrane. The record is from RefSeq and is a predicted model, not a curated record. NCBI's taxonomy places the organism in Eukaryota, Metazoa, Chordata, Actinopteri, Salmoniformes, Salmonidae. Gene Ontology annotation, molecular function: carbohydrate binding. The transcript has 6 exons.